Meloidogyne enterolobii is the source of this 441-nucleotide messenger RNA. Lineage: Eukaryota; Metazoa; Nematoda; Chromadorea; Rhabditida; Meloidogynidae. The record is from the annotation of a GenBank genome assembly.
AUGUAUACAGCAGAUGAGGGUAGUGAUGUUGAGACUCCCAAGACUACAAGGACAACAAAAUCGAAGUUAAAUCAAAGGAUUUAUAAAAUAUAUCAUUUGAUGAAGAAUAAUAUUGAUAAAUAUAAUAUAAAUAAAGAUGGCAAAAUUUUAAAUGAAGGGGGAACAAGGGAAAUUCUCGGAAGUAAUGUUCAAAAAUCUCUUGAUUGCAUAAUACGGUCAGAUUUUACUGGUAAAAAUAAAUGGAAUCAGCUUUCUCCUCCCGGAACUUCAAUCCUAGAGAAGCGUUUGAAAAAUGACCCAACAAUGUGGGAACUAAUUGAAAAAGCUAGGGUGCAAAUUACACCAAAAAGAAUCAAUAUAUCAAAACAAAAAUUAUCUCAAAUAAAAAAACCGAAACAAUCAUUAUCCGAAGAAUGGAGACUCCCAGCAGAGUGGAAGUGA